Molecule: messenger RNA, 630 nt
Organism: Thyridium curvatum
Lineage: Eukaryota; Fungi; Ascomycota; Sordariomycetes; Thyridiales; Thyridiaceae
Exons: 1
Coding region: 1-630 (209 amino acids)
Source: RefSeq, a predicted model, not a curated record
AUGGUCGAGAUCAGGAAAUUCACACUCCCUCCCACGGCUCUCAUGCCAAACUCCCCCAAGCCCUUACUCCAAUACCGCGGGGUCUUCAAAGAGUCAGAAGUCACCCCGAGCAACAUGUACAAAGUCUUCAAGGGCAACGGCUGGCUGGGCCGCUGGAUAUUCCGCUACGGCAGCACCCAGGAGUCGCACUACCACUCCGCCGUGCACGAGUGCAUGGUCGUGCUGUCCGGAAGCGCGCGGAUCCGCUUCGGCGUUGCCGACACUGGCGGCAAGGACGACGGCCACGAAGACGGCGGGAUCCUGCUGGACGCUCGGGUCGGAGACGUCUUUGUGCUCCCCGCGGGGCUCGCGCACAAGACCCACGGCGCCAGCCCGCCGGCCGAGUUCAUGCUGCUGUCGCCUGGCAAUGGGCAUGAUGUGGGCGAGGAGGAGAUGGAGGCAGCGAUGGCGAAGAUUCAGCUCUCCGGGUUCACGAUGCUGGGUGCUUACCCGCGGAAUGGCAGGGACUGGGACUUUGCUAAAGGUGGAGAUAGUGAGGGUAGAUAUGAGGAAGUUUGGGCGGUGCCGAAUCCUGAGCGUGAUCCUGUGUUUGGGGAUUCCGAUACGGGUAUCCUUGCCGAGUGGCACUGA